Ilex paraguariensis (yerba mate) is the source of this 1873-nucleotide messenger RNA. The record is from the annotation of a GenBank genome assembly. NCBI's taxonomy places the organism in Eukaryota, Viridiplantae, Streptophyta, Magnoliopsida, Aquifoliales, Aquifoliaceae.
AUGGCUCCGGAUAAUAACUGGCUUUCGUUUUCGCUAUCUCCAAUGGAAAUGUUGAGCUCAUCCUCGCAGUCCCAGAUGCUUCAAUCUUCGAUCUCAACCGAUACUCAGCAAUACUAUUUCGUCGAUAACUUCUACGCAAACGGUUGGCCAAAUCCAAAAGCUCAAGUCAUGUACACACAAGGAGAGCAUAAUCAACUCAAAGAAGUCACAAGCCAGACCGUCAAUGGUGAAUCCUCGAUUUUCACAACCUUCAUGGACUCACAAAUCCAUCAAAACUCAGUCCCGAAGCUCGAAGACUUCCUCGGCGGCGACUCAACUUCAUUGGUUCGGUACUCCGACAGCCAAACGGAGACCCAAGACUCCUCCCUGACUCACAUCUAUGACCAAAACGGUUCAACCUAUUUCAGUGACCAACAAGAUCUCAAAACAAUUGCUGGGUUUCAAGCCUUUUCCACCAACUCCGGUUCGGAGGUUGAUGACUCUGCGUCAGUGGCUAGGACCCAGAUUACUUGUGGCGAGUUUGCGGGUCAGUCCUUGGAGUCUAGGAACGAGUUGGCUUAUUCACAGUGUCCUGCAAAUGCUUUGUCUUUGGGGGUUAAUACCCCGAGCUCUGAGAAGGCUAUUGUUUUGGUUGAUUCGGACAGUUGUAAGAAAAUCACUGAUACAUUUGGCCAGAGAACUUCAAUCUACAGAGGAGUCACAAGACACAGAUGGACGGGUAGAUACGAAGCGCAUCUAUGGGAUAACAGCUGUAGGAGGGAGGGCCAGGCCAGAAAAGGGCGUCAAGGUGGCUAUGACAAAGAAGAAAAGGCGGCAAGGUCUUAUGAUUUAGCAGCUCUAAAAUACUGGGGUCCCACUGCCACCACCAACUUCCCUGUUUCAAGCUAUACAAAAGAGCUGGAGGAUAUGAAGCUUUCGACUAAGCAAGAAUUCAUUGCCUCGCUUAGAAGGAAAAGCAGUGGUUUCUCGAGGGGAGCGUCUAUGUACAGGGGUGUGACAAGGCAUCAUCAACAAGGUAGAUGGCAAGCACGGAUUGGUCGUGUUGCAGGAAAUAAAGAUCUCUACCUUGGAACUUUUGCCACUGAAGAGGAAGCAGCAGAGGCGUAUGACAUAGCGGCAAUAAAGUUUAGGGGACUGAAUGCAGUGACCAAUUUUGAGAUGAACCGAUAUGAUGUUGAAGCCAUUGCCAAAAGUGCUCUUCCCAUUGGUGGGCCUGCAAAGCGCUUGAAAUUCUCGCUCGAGGCAGAGCAGAAACCAACUUUGAGCAAUACCUCCCAAGCUCAUCAGUACAGCAGUAACAGCAGCGGUAGCAUCAGCUUUGCUGCCAUUGAGCCGGUUUCUGCUAUUCCCUGUGGAGUGCCAUUCGAUACCCCAUCACCGCUAUAUCAUCACAACUUCUUCCACCACCUCCCCUCCAACAACGCAGCUGCUUCUGGUGCAUCUGGGUCUGUCUCCCAAAUGGUAACUCCAAUGCCUUUAGUGCCAUCACCAGCCGAGUUCUUCAUUUGGCCUCACCAAUCCUAUUAACUUCUCUACAAUACACCGUUCAGCUAAUGUUAACCAACAGCCCUUGUUUGUGGUAUUCAAUUUAAGCUGACCCUCAACUGACCCAACUAAGCUUUAGCUAGUUUUUAACCUUGGUAGGGCUGAGAUAUAAGGUGGUUUUGUUUAAAGAAUACAUUUUUAGUUCCUAGCUAUAGGAUGGAACAUGAUAUCUGUAAAAAGCUUGUCUUCGACAACUGGGGAAGUUCUAUGGAGGAUGGGUUUGGGGCACUCAUCUUCUUGUGGAAUAGUUUUACAUUUUCUCCAGUGUUUGAUUUGGUUGAAGAUGCUCCUCUCAUCAAUCAUAAUUUUGUUCGAAGCUGACACAAAU